Molecule: messenger RNA, 2099 nt
Organism: Nomascus leucogenys (northern white-cheeked gibbon)
Lineage: Eukaryota; Metazoa; Chordata; Mammalia; Primates; Hylobatidae
Gene: SPP1
Product: secreted phosphoprotein 1
Exons: 5
Coding region: 592-1575 (327 amino acids)
Biological process (GO): positive regulation of bone resorption; cell adhesion; ossification
Molecular function (GO): extracellular matrix binding
Source: RefSeq, a predicted model, not a curated record
AUGGCAAGAGGCACAAGAAACAUAUUUGCUGCGAUAAUACUUAUCUUCUCAGUCAAAUCCAUUGGUUUACAAGUAUUUAUUGACUGCCUGCUAUGAAUCUAGGCCAGUACCAAGCACAGUAUAGUUUUUAAUAAAUAUAAGUUUGUAAAACCAACCCAGAUGUUUUAAAUAUAAUAAUGUCUAGGCAUGUAAGAUGAGUUAUAUGUAAGAUGAGUUAUCGCAUGUAAGAUGAGUUAUAUGAAGUUGGGUGACUUUUUUUCCCAUUAGUCCACAUACUGAUCUAAAAGCAGAAAAUUCCAGAUUUGCUUUAUUUAGUGGAUUGCUAAGUUUAAAAUUCACAUUGGAUAUUAGUCAGAACUGUUUGUAUGACCAUAAUAUUCACAAUAUUGUCUGAGAUAUUAGCUGAGAAGCCCAUUGUGAAAAGAAAGUCUAUGCGUGCUGUUUGUAUCUAUUGUGAUUGUCAGCUGAUGUUAGAUCACAUUUUCUAACCAAACAUAAGACCAACCAAACGCUUUAUUAUAAUUAUUUGACCAGCACUAAAGACGUACCUACCCCUCCACAACAGAUGAAACUGUGCCAGCCAAACAACAAAUGAGCAUUGUCCCCAGAAGCUUGGACAAAAAGGCACACAGAGUUCAAUUCCAGUUGAACAGAAUAAAGGCCAAAAUAGAGUUGCCUUGGGGGUCACUGCAAUUAAAUUGCUUAAUGAAGACAUUAAAAGAACUUUACAACAAAUACCCAGAUGCUGUGGCCACAUGGCUAAAGCCUGACCCAUCUCAGAAGCAGAAUCUCCUAGCCCCACAGAAUGCUGUGUCCUCUGAAGAAACCAAUGACUUUAAACAAGAGACCCUUCCAAGUAAGUCCAACGAAAGCCAUGACCACAUGGACGAUGUGGAUGAUGAAGAUGAUGAUGACCAUGUGGACAGCCAGGACUCCAUUGACUCGAACGACUCUGAUGAUGUAGAUGACACUGAUGAUUCUCACCAGUCUGAUGAGUCUCACCAUUCUGAUGAAUCCGAUGAACUGGUCACUGAUUUUCCCACAGACCUGCCAGCAACUGAAGUUUUCACUCCAGUUGUCCCCACAGUAGACACAUAUGAUGGCCGCGGUGAUAGUGUGGUUUAUGGACUGAGGUCAAAAUCUAAGAAGUUUCGCAGACCUGACAUCCAGUACCCUGAUGCUACAGACGAGGACAUCACCUCACACAUGGAAAGCGAGGAGCUGAAUGGUGCAUACAAGGCCAUCCCCGUUGCCCAGGACCUGAAUGCGCCUUCUGAUUGGGACAGCCGUGGGAAGGACAAUCAUGAAACGAGUCAGCUGGAUGACCAAAGUGCUGAAACCCACAGCCACAAGCAGUCCAGAUUAUAUAAGCGGAAAGCCAGUGAUGAGAGCAAUGAGCAUUCCGAUGUGAUUGAUAGUCAGGAACUUUCCAAAGUCAGCCAUGAAUUCCACAGCCAUGAAUUUCACAGCCAUGAAGAUACGCUGGUUGUAGACCCUAAAAGUAAGGAAGAAGAUAAACACCUGAAAUUUCGCAUUUCUCAUGAAUUAGAUAGUGCAUCUUCUGAGGUCAAUUAAAAAGAGAAAAAAAUAUAAUUUUUUUUUUUUGACUUUGCUUUUAGUCAAAAGAAAAAAUGCUUUAUAGCAAAAUGAAAGAGAACAUGAAAUGCUUCUUUCUCAGUUUAUUUGUUGAAUGUGUAUCUAUGUGAGUCUGGAAAUAACUGAUGUAUUUGAUAAUUAGCUAAGUUUGUGGCUUCAUGGAAACUCCCCGUAAACUAAAAGCUUCAAGGUUAUGUCUAUGUUCAUUCUAUAGAAGAAAUGCAAACUAUCACUGUAUUUUAAUAUUUGUUAUUCUCUCAUGAAUAGAAAUUUAUGUAGAAGCAAACAAAAUACUUUUACCCUUUUAAAAGGAAUAUAACAUUUUAUGUCACUAUAAUCUUUUGUUUUUUAAGUUAGUGUAUAUUUUGUUGUGAUUAUCUUUCUUUUGUGGUGUGAAUAAAUCUUUUAUCUUGAAUGUAAUAAGAAUUUGGUGGUGUCAAUUGCUUAUUUGUUUUCCCACAGUUGUCCAGCAGUUAAUAAAACAUAACCUUUUUUACUGCCUA